AAAUAUAAAGAGAGAGAGAGAGAGAGAGAGAGAGAGAGAGAGAGAGAGAUAAAAAAGAGAGAGCUAGAGAAAGGGAGAGAGGCCAAAGCCCAAAGGUCAAGAAUCAAAGACUCAAAGAGGACACCACCACCCACCAAAGGGUCAUCAGUCAUCAAAAUCAAAAUGCAAAAACCCCCACAAAAAAAUACAAGAGCAGUACUGGGUUUGAAUUCGAAAUCCAUGGCAGGGUGGUCGAUGGUAGCUGAUGGGUCCGCUUUAGAUUGCGCCAAAACCCCCAAAAAGAACGAGACGGACGGCUUCUCGGUCGAUCUUGAACCACCGUCGGAAGCUCCAGAACGCUGCGUUUUAGACGUGCCCGAUAAGCUCCGAUGCUGGUUCGAUCAGUUACUCGGGGUUUUUCUGAAAGAGAUCUCUGCCCAGGGCUUGCUUCGGCCUUUGCCUCCAAUGAUCGGUAAUGGACAGCGUGUGGAUUUGCUGAAGCUGUUUUGGGUUGUGAGAAAGCGGGGUGGGUUCGAUACCAUUUCGAAAAUCAGGGUAUGGGAUUCAGUGGCUAAAGAGUGUGGCUUGGGUUGGGGUCUUGGCUGGGCUGUGAAGUUGGUUUAUGUCAAGUAUUUGCAUUUACUCGAGAGGGUUAUAGAAAAUAAGGACUUGGAAUGGAGUGUGGAUAUUAGUGGCCUCGAUUUGACAGAGCAGUUCAUGGACUUGGAGGAUAAGCUUACAAAGGUUUUUCCGGAGAUUUCCGAUCAAAAGGUGAAAGAUGGGGGGGCCUACCCGCAUGUUGAAUUGUCACCUAAGAAUUUUAAGGACAGUAAUGAGGUGGGAAGUGAGGUAGCAGAGUCAGAUAGGCUCAAGAAAAGUGUUGUUAGUGAAGCGUUCUUGGACUUGGAUUCGAGGAGGGAUGCUGGAAAGUUUUGCAAUGGUGAUGUGCCUUUGUCAGGUGGUGCCAUGAAAUGUACAGUUAAUUUAAUGAAUAAGAAUUUGGAUUUGACGAACAGCAUGGAGGAUGUCGGGAAAGUGUGUGACAAUGGUGAGGUAAGUGAGGUGGGGGAAUCUGGUACAGGGAAGAAAUACAAUGAUUGUGAUGAAGCUGUGAUGAUUUUGGAUCCCUCUCCAGGUGAAGUGAGUUCUUUUCGUAAAAGGAAGCGAGGGCCAUCCUGUGGUAGUGAGGCAGGGGAAUCACGUAGAGGGAAGAAAUACAAUGAUAUUAGCAAUGAAGAUGCGGCGAUUUUGGAUCCCUCUACAGAUGAAGAAGCAAUUUCUUUUUGGAAAAGGAAGCAAGAAUCAUUGUGUGGAAUGCUGAAUUGGGUUAGAAUGAUUGCGAAGGAUCCUUGUGAUCCUGCAGUUGGUUCAUUACCAGAAAGGUCGAAGUGGAAGUCCUUUGGGAAUGAGGAGAACUGGAUGCAGGUUUUGUGGGCUCGAGAAGCCAUCUUUGUGAAGAAGCAUGCUGAUUCAGGUGCUGAACAGUCUAACUGGCAGAAGAAUCAGAGGAUGCAUCCAAGCUUGUACGAUGACCAUUUUAGCUCAUCUUACAAUCUUAGAGAGAGGCUAAGGUUGGAAAAGAAGCUUCUUUCUGGGGGGACAAUGCCACAAUCAAGAACCGGUUCAGAGUCAUCCUCGCCCAGUUAUAGUCCUGACAUGGCAGGGAUGGAGGAUCAGUUACUUGGAACCAGUGAUUUCACCAGUGUACUUGACAGAUAUCCUCCAAGCCACAUUCCUCUGGGGUCAAAUUAUCAAGCUCAUUUACCAGAAUGGACUGGUGAGGCUUCUGAAAGUGAAUUGAAGUGGUUGGGGUCCAAGUUUUGGCCAUUGGAAAAACCAGAGCACAGAUAUCUGAUUGAGAGGGAUCCUAUUGGAAAGGGAAGACAAGAAUCUUGCGGCUGCCAAGUGUCAGGUUCUAUAGAAUGUGUCCGAUUUCACAUUUCUGAGAAAAGGUUAAGAGUUAAGCGAGAACUGGGGCCAGCUUUCUACCAUUGGGAAUUCAAUCAGAUGGGCGAGGAAGUUGGGCUCUCUUGGACAGCGGAAGAAGAAAAGAAGUUCAAGGACAUAGUAAAGUCAAAUCCUCCUUCUCUUGGGAUUACCUUUUGGGAUCAGAUAUUCAAGUCUUUUCCUAAGAAGAGCAGGAGAGAAUUGGUAAGCUACUACUUCAAUGUCUUUCUCUUGCACCGUAGAGGAUACCAGAACAGGUUUACUCCGAACAAUAUUGAUAGUGAUGACGAAGGAUUAGAGUCGGGAUCAGUAACUAAUGGUUUUGGGGAUGAAGAACGCAAGCCAUCAAAAUCAAUUUUAAAAUCCCCACACAAGCCACAUGCAAAAUGCAGAUAGCCAUCUGAAAUCUGGCUUGCAAUUAGAUACUUUUGUUUUUGGGAGAAUGAGAAGCCUAGUAAUUUUGUGGAACGCUUGGAAAGAGUGUUCAAGAUAGACAAUCCUCUUAAUGUGCCAGGGCAGAAUCAUCUGUGUCUUUGAAAUAGAAAUAUUGGGUUAUAAAGAUUGUCAUUUUCAGAAGUGGUUUUGAAGGGUUUUAGUGACAAACAUGGGCUUGGAAGCGCAGCUGUGGCGAUGAAAGCAGCAAUGAUGCUCUCUAAGUCUGGUUUUCGUGAUUUCAUCUUAUGAGAUAUAGUUUCAUGUCAAUUCUUGAUUACCAUCUCAAAUAUGAGUCGUUUUGUUUUUUGCACAUUUCAUUUAGGUUUUUGACAGCAAAAGCUUACUGAAAAAGAACCCUUUGGAUGAAUAUAGGGAACAGAUAAGUGGUUAGAUGUAGAUCCUGAACAGUGGUACGGUGAAGUCAGGUUGUGGUCUCCGUCACAGAACUUGUAAUUGCAAAUGAAAUGGUUUUUUAAAUUGGUUAAAGGAACUAGUUUUACCUCAA
Molecule: messenger RNA, 2866 nt
Organism: Prunus dulcis (almond)
Lineage: Eukaryota; Viridiplantae; Streptophyta; Magnoliopsida; Rosales; Rosaceae
Product: AT-rich interactive domain-containing protein 1
Exons: 3
Coding region: 163-2322 (719 amino acids)
Molecular function (GO): DNA binding
Source: RefSeq, a predicted model, not a curated record